AUGCGAAUAAGAGUACUAUUUCCUUUGCUGUUUUGGCUUUCCCUUAUCAUACACACUGUUCCCGGUCACUAUCUGCCGAGAAGGCCCUUGGGUCCACCGCCUCUUCAUAACAGGGAUAGGAAUAAAAAUUUUAUGAAUAGAGAUGAUAUCUUACCAUUUCUCAACCGUAGACAUCAUCGGCAACCCUAUCCUCCACCACUGCCGUUUCCAAAUCCAACACAUACAAUUUCUCUUCCUCCUGUACCACCACCGAUCAGUCAUAAUCCUCAUUAUCAAAAUUUUACACAAUUAUAUCAAUAUCUAAUGAGCAAUCAUAAUGCAUCAUCCACAUAUUAUCUUUCAGAACUAAUCAGUGAAACUAUACUAGAUGUCUAUCGAAAUCACUGUCAAGUAAAUGUACUAAAUAGUGGAUUCCUUACUAUAAAUAACACUGAUACCGAUUCAAAAUUUCUCAAUUUUGAUAAUGCAACUUUAAACUCACCUGCUCUAUUCUUAAGAUGCAAUAAAAAUACUACCUUUACCACCAGUAAUGGUACCAUAUACGACUCAGGAAUGUAUUUUGCAUCUAUUCUGAAGAUAUUUGCUGAAACUGCACCACAUUUACCGUUAACAAACCACACCGAUCCGAUCUUACAAAGAGAUCAUUUCAUGGAUGGAAUGAUUAUGAUUACUUUUAAUGCUACAGCAAUAUGUGUUGGGUCAUGGAUGAUUUAUUUGUUAUUGUUGCUCCUGCCUUCAGAUAAUCACAACAAUAAACGUAUCAUUGUUCAUAUUUAUGUGCUAUUCUUCGCAGUGGUACAUACAGCACAGUUAAAGGACGCUGUCGAUCUAGUAUUUAAAGUGCAAUAUUUGGGUAACUACCAAAAUUCUCAAAAUUAUGAAAAUAAAAUCGUUAACUCUAACACUUAUAGAGUUUGUGAAAUCGUUUCCAAUGUAUUAUCGAAUAUUAAUUGGAUCCUAUUAGUGUUUUACAUGUAUCAUAAUAAUAAUGAAAUUAAUUUUCCCCAAUUAAAAAGAUUCACUCCACGUUGGUUAAACACCAAGAACAGAUUGAUAUUUAUUGUUGGAUCACUACUCAGCAUCUCUGACAAUAUAAUGUAUGGAAUUCUACUUUGGAAGAAAGACCUUGAUGUCCUACGGGGGUUUUACAAGGCCCUUGAACUAACAAUAUAUUCAUUAUUCAUCUACUUAAUUUCUGCAUUUAUUUGGAAUAAUUUUGGUUUCAUAUUAACACCUCGAAGAAUAAAACAACAACGGGAAAAAAAUUCAAUAAAGAAAAAAUUUCAAUUGUUGUGGAAUGAUUAUCAUGAGACCAUCCCAUUGAUGAUUUAUAAUUUUGUCGUGUUUGUGUUAUCGUUUGUGUUAACAAUAUUAUUCACAGCUAAUAAUUUUUACUUACAAAGAUGGAAGUAUGACAUCAUUUACUUCUUAAAAUUAUUAAUUACCACAAACGUUUGGGGUCUCUUUGGUGUAUUAGAGAAAAGAGAAAUUAUAUUACACAAGAGAACUGUCUUGGGAAGGAAAAUUACUAAUUCGGAUAAAUAUUUCUCCAACCCUUUCAUGGAAUAUUCUGAUAAUGAUGAAAAUGGAACUUUGGACAACCAAUCCAUCUCCAAUAAUAAUAAUGAGGAUUGCAAACAUUUGAAAUUGAGUCUAUCAUAUCCACUGACCAUAUGGAGAUCAGGAAUAAAACGGUUCAAAGAUCACAGAGCCUUACAUAAGGAAUCAAACAAAUUAAGAACAAAACAUCAAUUGCAGAAAAAUGACAAUACACUGUUGUCGGCAACAACAUUGAGGUCUGGUAGAAAUUUGUCGCCCUCAUUUUCUUCAGUUCACGAGCAGCAUAUAUACGACAGCGAUGCCAUUUCACAGGAAACAGAACUAACAAGAAACUUUAUAUACGAUCAUGACUAA
Naumovozyma castellii is the source of this 1914-nucleotide messenger RNA. RefSeq names its product Dfg16p (gene DFG16). Bases 1 to 1914 code for a protein of 637 amino acids. The transcript has a single exon. The record is from RefSeq and is a predicted model, not a curated record. Lineage: Eukaryota; Fungi; Ascomycota; Saccharomycetes; Saccharomycetales; Saccharomycetaceae.